Caenorhabditis angaria is the source of this 423-nucleotide messenger RNA. NCBI's taxonomy places the organism in Eukaryota, Metazoa, Nematoda, Chromadorea, Rhabditida, Rhabditidae. The record is from the annotation of a GenBank genome assembly.
AUGAAUCAUUCAAAAUUUCCUAUAAAACCUGGAACUUCGCAACAUUUUCCAACAACUUCUUAUUUUUCUGAUGAAAAAAUGAUAUCUUGUUUUAAGCUAAAAGAUUAUCCUGGAUAUUUUGAAGAAGAGAUUGGAAAAUCAGGAGAAUUUCAAUAUUUUGAAGGAGAAAUUGGAAAAACAGAAGAAUUUCAGUCCAUUAAACCGAAAUCAACCGUCUCUAAAAGUACUACAGUACCACUUUGGAAGACAACUUUGAUCAGUAUGCCGAUAACGGAUUCGAUUCAAGAAAUCGAGGAAGAUAAUGUGAGAUCGAGUGAAAUAACUAGAAAACGAAAUUUGGCAAAGGAGACUGAUGAAACUAGGGAUUUUUCGAAGUUGCCGAAAACGGAUUCGAUUCAACAAACUGAGAAAUCUAAUAAAUAA